Messenger RNA from Plasmodium vinckei vinckei, 1101 nucleotides. Its product is annotated as ribonuclease P/MRP protein subunit RPP1, putative. Gene Ontology annotation, biological process: tRNA processing. Gene Ontology annotation, molecular function: RNA binding. The transcript has a single exon. The record is from RefSeq and is a predicted model, not a curated record. Lineage: Eukaryota; Apicomplexa; Aconoidasida; Haemosporida; Plasmodiidae. The coding region runs from base 1 to 1101 and encodes 366 amino acids. Gene Ontology annotation, cellular component: nucleolar ribonuclease P complex.
AUGUAUAUAGAUAUGCACAUUAAGUUUUCUUCGAAGAAGACCAUAAAAGAAUUGUUGUUCAAAGCGAUAAGUUCAGGAUAUAGUAUAGUGGCAAUUGGCAUACCAUAUGAGCAUAUAUGUAAUUAUAAUUUAAAUGAAAAAUGGAAAGUAAUAAAUAUAUUUAUUCCUAAUAAUUCUAGUAAUAUUAUUAACAAGUUAGAGAGUGAUAAUAAUAAUGGAUGUACAAAUUAUUUUAUCAACAAAAUAAAUUAUGAAGACAGAUCGAAUGAAUAUUUAUUAAAAUUAAAUAACCAAAUUGACAAUAAUUAUAUUUUAAUAAAUAAAAAUAAUACAUUAUCAAUUAAAAAUAUAUGUGAUGAUUUUAUAUUAAAUUAUAAACAUGAAAUAGAAGAAGAAGAAAUAAAAAAAUUGCAUAAUUGGCUAGUCCCUAAAUUUAUAACUACUGAAAAUAGUGACAAUAAAAAGGGUAUUAAAAUUGUUGGACAGGAAAAUAAUUAUAUUGAGACUAGUUGUAAUUCAAAUGAUAUUCAAAAUGAAAGCUCUUUUUUUUUACAAACUAAUACAGACACAUAUAUACUAAAAAGAUUAAAUAUAAAAUAUGAAGAUGUUGAACAAAUUGAAAAUUAUCAAAAAUUUUUAAAGGAAAAUAAAUUUGAUUUAAUAUCAAUUGAAGUAGCAAGUCCUGAAAAUAUAAAUGUAAUAGCUAUUAAAUAUGAUUGUGAUAUUAUUUAUUUUGAUUUAAAAAAUUCAUUUACUUCUUUAAAAAAAUCAGAUAUACAAUAUGCUAUAGACAAAGGAUUUUUUUUUGAAAUAUCAUCACCUAAUAUAUUAACUACAAGUACAGAAUAUUUUUAUUAUUCUUCAAGUUUAAAUAAUAUUAUUUCCGUUAUACCAUUAGAUAGACUUAUUAUUAGUUCAGGUAGUAUGAAGCAUAGUGAAAUAUUAGAGCCACUCCAUUUAUUGAGAUUAUAUUUUAAUUUUAAUACCUUUUCAUAUAAGAAUUUAAUUGGAUGUAUCACAACUGUACCUCUUGCUUGCAUUCAAAGAGCAUCUGUUCGAAAGUCCAUGAAUACAGCUAUAUUCUACAAAACAGGACCAUGA